Messenger RNA from Chironomus riparius, 2201 nucleotides. Lineage: Eukaryota; Metazoa; Arthropoda; Insecta; Diptera; Chironomidae. The record is from the annotation of a GenBank genome assembly.
UGAACACAUAUUUAUCGCUUGAGAGAACUUAUUUCAGAUUAUAAUUACAGAACAAAAAAAAUCUGCAGUGCAGUAAUUUGAGGUAUUGAUUGAAUGAUUAUCGUGUCUUAAAAUUGCAUCACACUAAGAAAUAAACAAAAAUAAAGGAUAUAUCUGAGCAUAGUAAGAAAUUAAAUAAGUAAGACUUGAAAAUGAAAUAAAAAAGAAUUGUUCUACCAAAGAGUUUUAUCAAUAAUAAUUUUUCAUACGGUUCAUGACAAAUUUUUAAAGUUAAAAACAUACAAAUACAAGCAUAUAAAGUAAAUACAAUAAUUCUUGAUUAAUUUUUUUUAAAUAUAUGUUCGAGUACUUUUAAAAUUAAUAUUAUAUCUUUUAAGGAUUAAUUGUCGGUAAAGCAAUGUUUGAAAAUUUGUAUUACUGCAUAUACAGUGUUACCCGGUAUCAUGCUUGCUUCAUUGCUUCCGUAGGAUAUUUAACAUAUUAUUUAGUUAAGGCUGUAAAGCGUCCUUUGUUAGCAAUACAGUCAGGGCCAUUUCAAGAUUAUCUUUUGAGAAAAGUUGGAACAAUACAAGCAAAAUAUUGGCCAACAUUUUGGUGCAUAGAAUCCAGAGCGCAAACAAUUUUCGCUUCUUUUCUACGUUCAAAAGUUCUUCCAAAUAUAAAUUACAACAGAGAAAUAUUUGUGUUAAAUGAUGGAGGUCAAGUUGCAUUAGACUGGCUGAAAACAAAAUGUGAUAAUGAAAAUACUCCAACAGUGAUAAUUUUACCAGGACUAACUGGGGAGUCGCAAGCUGAAUAUAUUAAAUGUCUAGUACUAGCAGCAAACGAAAAUGGACUACGCUGCUGUGUAUUUAAUAAUAGAGGUUUAGGUGGCAUUGACUUGUUAACUCCUAGAUUAUACUGUGCUGCAAAUUUUGAAGAUUUAUCUGAGGUUUUAAAUCAUGUAAACAAAAAAUAUCCGAAAUCUCCCAAAGGUGUUACUGGAAUAUCAAUGGGAGGAUUGAUUCUUGGAAAUUACUUGAGCCAUUAUGCAGAAGAAGCAAGAAAAAUAAUAACAGCAGCCAAAAUAAUAAGCGUGCCUUGGAACAUUGAAAAAGGUACACAGAGCAUUGAAAGACCAUUUUUAAAUCGAUGGAUGUGUAAUCACCUUUGUGAUGCUCUCUGUAAAACUGUUGAGAAAUAUGAUAUUCUUUUUAACGGAAAAGACGAAUGGAAGGAAAAAGUUUUAAAAAGCAGAACAAUACGAGAAUUCGAUGAUAACUUUACAUCAGUUCAUUUUGGUUUUCAAAAUGUUGAUCACUAUUAUGAAAGAGCAACUUUACAUAAUAAGUUACAUAUGAUAAAAGUACCGACGUUAUGUUUAUCAGCCGCAGAUGAUCCAUUUCAACCUUUUGAUGCAAUCCCAGUAAAUGCCGCCAUGGAAUCAUCACAUGUUGCUAUAUUGAUAACAGUCAGAGGAGGACAUAUAGGAUUUUUAGAUGGCUUUUUCCCUGGACAUAAAAAUCAGUACAUGGCUCGUAUCUUUGCAGAAUAUUUUUCUGCCGUUCUUCAUGAUGUAGACAAAGAAUUCAUUAGUACUGUUAGCAAAAUUAGUGAUUCUAUUAAAGAUAAAUGAAAUCAUCAAUAAUAAUAAAAUCUUUAACAGUAAAUGUUUUAAAAAAUCUGGUAAAACUUUAAUUGUAGCAAUAAAAAAAAUUCUUAUAGAAUUGUUAAAAUUACGAGUAUACUGGAUUAAAAUCAGUGCCUGGUUUAAAUUUUAACUUUAAAAUGAACUUUUUAAUCUUAGCUUGAAUAAAUGCAAAAUAAUAAGAGCAAAUAAAAAUGAAAAAUAAUUUUUUUUCAAAAUGAUUUUAGACAAGAAAUAUAGCAGUUGUUGAAUGCUUAAGUUACUAAUCCAUUGAAUAUUUUAGUAAAUUUAUGAUAUCGAUCAUCAGGAAAUUCCUAAACCGAGCACAUUCUUAUUCCAUUACUUAAAGGUUCUAUUAUUUUGACCUAUCGAAAAUUCUAAAAUUAGAUUUUGGAUGGCAUAUAUUGUUUUUUCAAUUAAGCUCCAAUUAACACUCCAUUCAUUUCUCAAACUUUCAAGAUGAUAAAUAAAACUUUAAAUUAUUAUAUAUUAGGUAUCUUUAAAAUUUAUAAAUACAAAUGUAUCUUCCUAUAGGCAAUAAACAAACUAAAUCAAUAGUUAAUCUAGAAAACCG